Molecule: messenger RNA, 1029 nt
Organism: Haliotis rubra (blacklip abalone)
Lineage: Eukaryota; Metazoa; Mollusca; Gastropoda; Lepetellida; Haliotidae
Source: RefSeq, a predicted model, not a curated record
AUGAAUGUAAUUGAACCUCUUGGGUCCACACCAAUGAGACCUUUCAGGUGGAAAGAUUUAGAACUUUCAGUUGCCGAGUCCCAUAAUUUAGAAAAAAAUACAAGAUCUCAAAGCAAGUCUGAUUUGUGGUACAAAGCAAGGAAGGGCAAAAAACAAAUCAAUGACACAUUUAUCAGAAACACCUUUGACAAAGAGAAAUUUUCCUCCAAUCCAACAACUUAUGGGAAUUCUAAUGAGAAAAUAGCUAAACAAAUGUACAUGAAAAAAACUCAAAAUCAUCUUCAUGACAUUGGCUUUGUUGUAAACCCAUCUAUUCCAUUUAUAGGAGCCACCCCUGAUGCUAUAGUGUGUGCUGACACUUCUGUUUCUGGUAUUGUGGAAAUUAAAGUGUCCUUGUAUGCUGUAAGGGACUUGACCAUUAAUGAAGCCUCCUGUAUGACUGGUUUCUUUUUUGAAAAAGAAGGAAAAUAUUACAACUUGAAGAGUGAUAGGCAUUGGUAUCGGGUACAGGGCCAACUACUUGUAACUGGGGCACCAUUUUGUGACUUUGUAACCUACACCAGACAAGACUUUAACAUUGAGCGGAUAUCAGACAGGAAUACCUUCAGGACUCUGCUUGAAACUCUGUCACAAACACAUGUCAAUCACUUCAAACCAUACUUUGCAAGGGAAACAAACUUCAUAAAAAAUACCCAUGGUGUCACUUUGUUGGACAAGAAUAUCAGAUUCCUGCUGCAUGGUUUUUUAUUCGUCUCCCAGCUGAUGAAGGAUAAAGAAUAUAUUCUGAAACACUGUGCCCGUCAGAGAAAUGACAACCUGGAUGUCCGACAACAAUGGCACCGCUUGUACCUUGUGACCCAAGUUCAGUUCCUGCUACCACAGCGGAAUCAAGCAAACACGAUUUGCUGCCUGUACUGGAUCAGAUGCACCAACUGGAAUAAUUCCUCCAAGCUCCCAGAUGAGGUGAUUGCAACACUGAAGGCGGAAGAAGAUCUCAUCAAUGCCAUAAUCGCCAUGACACCUACUUGA